Messenger RNA from Protopterus annectens (West African lungfish), 2296 nucleotides. RefSeq names its product tight junction associated protein 1 (gene TJAP1). NCBI's taxonomy places the organism in Eukaryota, Metazoa, Chordata, Ceratodontiformes, Protopteridae. Gene Ontology annotation, biological process: Golgi organization. Gene Ontology annotation, cellular component: trans-Golgi network. The transcript is spliced from 9 exons. The record is from RefSeq and is a predicted model, not a curated record. Bases 250 to 2181 code for a protein of 643 amino acids.
UUUAAAUAGGUAGGAUGUGGGGAAUUAUGCGUGUUAUUUAGGAAGGUCUGUACUUUAUGCUAUCUGUAAAGUAACUCAUAAAGUGUUUCUGCUUUUCGUAGGUUCUCGCUUGAAGAUCAACUAACAGGUGAUGCAGAAUGUAAAAGGAGGGUUUGAAUUUCAUACUGUUGUAUAACAUAAGGAAGACUUGCAGCAGCACCAGCCAGUAUUUGAAGUUGAACAUGUAAAUAAGCCAGGAAAUGUACCAGCAUGGAGGGGAGGAUGACAAACACAGCUCCAGUUAGGAAACCUUACCGAAAAGCACCGCCCCAGCACCGGGAAAUGCGGCAUGAGCAUGCGAGAUUUGAGGAAGAUGAAGAAGCAUCAUUACCAUCUGAACACUAUCAGCUUGAACAUGUUUCGGAUGCUGAAAAAAUCAAGCUUUUGCAGCAGGAAAACGAGGAACUUCGUCAGUGUCUAGCACAUACCACGCACAGAGCAGAGUUGAUGGAAUCUGAUUUUGCAGCUACUCAGCAUUAUAUGGAAGUAGAACUUGGCAGAAAUCGAGAUGAGUUUGAAAAGUUAAAAGAUAAAUUCCGCAGGUUGCAGAACAGCUACACAGCUUCACAAAGAGCCACUCAGGAUCUGGAGGAGAAGCUUCAUGUGUUGAUUAAAAGGACGGAGAUGGAGAAGAAAACUUUGGAUUGGGAGAUUGUGGAGCUCACUAACAAACUGCUGGAUGCAAAAACCACUAUUGAUAAACUGGAGGAGCUGAACGAGCGCUACCGAUUAGACUGUAAUCUGGCUGUACAACUGCUCAAGUGCAACAAGUCUCAUUUUAGGAACCAUAAAUUUGCAGAUCUUCCAUAUGAACUGCAAGACAUGAUCAACAAACACAUUCAGACUAGUUCUGAUUCUUCCAGUACAGAAAAAGCAACAGAGCAGUGUCUUGCCCCUUCAGAUGUUGUACCGACUUCAGUUAUUGCAAGAGUGUUGGAAAAACCAGAACCAUUGGUACUUAAUUCAGCUAAGUCGAGCAGUGGGGACAGUCAUCCAUUAGCAGAAGAUGUAUUUGUCCAUGUGGAUAUGAGUGGAAGCCCAGGUAACAUUGAUAGUGGCCUUAGAUCUGCUGGAAAGGAAAAUGAUGGCAGGCAGAAUUUUAAUGGAUUAUGCAGAAGGCAAAACAGCAAUGAAAGUUAUAGUGAAGAAGUAGCAACAUUUGAAAAGCUGAGUCCUUAUCCAACACCACCCCCUCCUCACCCAGGGUACCCAGGGCGCAAAAUCAUAGAAUUUUCUUCUGAUGACAAAGUGAAAAUACCAAAGAACAGCCCUCUUCCAAAUUGUACUUAUGCUACUAGGCAAGCUAUAUCACUUAGCUUGGUGCAGGGAGAUGAGGAUGGUUUGGAUCGGAACAGAACUUUACCCAGUAGUCCUGCAUCUGAAGGGAGGAGGUCAGCACCAGCUGCUAGUUGGUCUUAUCAGCAUUCUUCAAAAGGAGGUGCGACUCAAGAAUCAGAAUGUGAACUCAGGUCAUCUCAAUCUAGCCCCUUCAACAGCCCUCCUCAAGUACCAAGUGCCUUUGCCAGUUCUGCAAGCUCUGAAGAAGAUAUUUUAGCUAACUGGCAGAGGAUGUUUGUAGAGAAGAUCGCUCCUACUUCUGAAAGGACUUUUAUCAACCGAACCUCUUUUAGUCGGGAAACAGCCCAGGAGCUGAAAAAGAAUCUAAGCAAGUCCAUGCAGGAAUUGGGUGAAGAGAGAUGUGCUUAUUCUGAUGGUGAAGACUCUGUGCAGAGCUGUAGGUGGGCAGUUAGUAGAGACUCAAGUUUAGACACAGAUAGCACAGAGCUCAGGCCUCUGAAGAGCCACUCCUCCCCAGAAUGUGGAAGAGACCCCAGGCAAGAUGAAGGCAGUAGGCUGUUACAAGCUAGUAGUGUUAAUGAAUUGAGCAGCAACAGUACUUCUGUCAGCAGGCAGAGGGACUUUGUGAAUGUAGGUUCUGCUGCAAGCUCAGCAGAGGAGCGAGAGGCCCUGCUUCAAGAAAGUGUGGUAAUCAGUGCUACACCUGUUGGUGAGGAUGAAUUAGAACAGAGUCCACCACCACCUCCUCGUCAGCAGAAAAGCCCAAAGCGAAUGGGAGUGCACCAUUUGCAUCGCAAAGACAGCUUGACACGAGCACAGGAACAUGGCAAUCUCCUUAACUAAUGCUGCUAAAUUAACUGAUUUCCUGGUAACUUACCAGUACGCAACUCCUCAGGGCAGAAAUCAAUUAAAAGUAACUGUUUUCUAAAAGAAUUUGUGGUUUGGUAAGCUGCUGGUA